This is a messenger RNA of Effrenium voratum, 2425 nucleotides long. The record is from the annotation of a GenBank genome assembly. Lineage: Eukaryota; Dinophyceae; Suessiales; Symbiodiniaceae.
CUUCAAGACAAAAAACCUCCGGUAGACUCUGAGCCUUUGGUUAAAAGAAGCCAUGGCGGAAGACAAGAGGGAGUGCGUGAAGGUCGUGAUAAGAUGCCGGCCGAUGAGCAACCAAGAGAAGAUAGACAACAGAGAAGCUAUUGUGGAAAUGGAGACACACGCACUGGGCUUGCUCGAGUCUGCAGACCAGGUACCAAAGAUUACAAGGACUUCACCUUCGAUGCAGUCUAUGAUGCCAACGCGGUGCAGGCGGACUUCUACGAGCACACAGGCUAUCCUGUCGCUCGCGGCUCAGAGCGUCAUGGACGGGUACAACGGCACCAUUUUCGCGUAUGGGCAGACGGGCACCGGGAAGACCCACACCAUGGUUGGACCUGCGGAGCCACAGGAGCUGCAUGGUGUGAUCCCCCGGACCUUCGCGCACAUCUUCCAGAAUGUGAACGUCGGAGGGAAUCGGACAUUCCUCGUCCGAGCUUCCUACCUAGAGAUCUACAAUGAAGAGAUCCGUGACCUCCUGUCUAAAAAUCCAAAGCAGAAGUUGGAAUUAAAGGAUCAUCCAGAGGGUGGGGUCUUCGUGAAGGACCUGACUGUCAUGAUUGUCAAGGGUGUCACCGAUCUACAGCAAGUCAUGGAAGUUGGACAGAAGAAUCGCAGCGUUGCGAGCACGCUCAUGAACAAUGAGUCCAGCAGGUCGCACUCCAUUUUCACCGUCACUGUUGAGAUCCUGGAGAAAGGACUGGAUGGCCAGGACCACGUCCGCGUGGGGAAGAUGAACAUGGUGGACUUGGCAGGUUCAGAGCGGCAGAGCAAGACGGGUGCCACUGGAGACACCUUGAAGGAAGCCACCAAGAUCAACAUGUCGUUGAGUGCCCUGGGCAAUGUGAUUUCCGCACUCGUGGACUCCAAGACCUCCUUUAUCCCAUACCGAGACUCGAAGCUCACCAGGCUGCUCCAGGACUCGCUGGGUGGCAAUACCAAGACGGUGAUGUGUGCGUGCAUCGGCCCGGUGGACUACAACUACGAUGAGACGCUGAGUACUCUUCGUUACGCCCACCGUGCAAAGAGCAUCAAGAACAAGCCCAGAAUCAAUGAGGAUCCAAAAGAUGCUAUGAUCCGGGAGUUUCAGGAUGAGAUCACCCGCCUCAAAGAGCAACUGCAAGCGCGGGCGGGUGGCGGAGCCGGUGUGCCACGCCCCCCAGUGCCGGGAGACCCCGGGGAGGUGGUGGUCGAGAAGGAAGUGGUGGAAGUGGAGAGGAUCGUGGAAAAGGAGGUGCUGAUUGAGAAGAUCGUGCAUUCAGGCGUUACUGAUGAAGACGUGCAGCGCAUGCAACUUCAGGUGGAGCAGGAGCGCCUGGAGAUCGAGGCGCAGCUCAACGCCGAGCGACAGGCCAUUGAGGCUCAGAAGGAGAUGGCGGACCAGGAGAAGCAGCAGCUGCUGGAGGCCUUGGAGGAGAAGAGGCGGCAGAGGGACCAGGAGGCCCAGGCGCAGGAGAAGAUGCUCCAGAACCUCAAGGCUAUGGAGGAGAAGAUGUUGGUGGGAAGCCAGGUCAUGGAGAAGGCCAUGCAGCAGGAGGCCGACCUGAAGCGCGCCGCCAUCGAGGUGGAGGAGAAGAAGCGCUUGGAGCAGCGCAUGCAGGAAGAGUUGGAGGAGCAGGAGCAAGAGAAGCUGAACCUGGAGGAGAAGUAUGCCUCCACGGAGGAGCAGGUGACAAAGUUGACUUCAAAGCUAGAAAAGCUUUGGGACCGGCACAAGCAGACGCAAGAGGAGGUCGAGGAUUUACAGCAGGAAUUUCAGACCCAAAGGGAGGACAUGCUGGAGACCAUCCGAGAGCUUCGGAAGGAGGUGAAGCUGGUGUGCCUGACGAUAGAAAAUUUCAUCCCGAUGGAGCACUACCAGCAAAUUGUGGAGCGCGCGCAUUUCGAUGAGUCUUCUGAUGAGUGGGUUAUCCGAAACGUAGAUCUGGCCGGGAACCGUGUGCGGCGGCGGGGCCGGAUCCUGGAUGAUGAUGGGGAGCGCAUGCGCCGCUCGGGGGGCCCCGAUGGAAGCCCAGACCCAGUGGCGAUGAUGAACGAGCGGCCCAACGUGUACUUCGCCUACACGGAAGAUGGAGGGGCGCAGCGUGCAGAGACACGGCCCGUGCAAAAGAAUGGCAAGCGGAUGAAGUCCGCUGGCCGGCCUGGCACUGCCAGCCGCAAGGGUCGGGGCGUGAAAGCCGCGGGUGGUAACCCGAUGAAUCCCCCGGAACAGGAGGAUGGCAAGGCGGCCUUCCCAAAGGCCCGUGGCUUAGUGCAAGCUGGAUACCAUGGCUGAGGCUCAGCUGUUUGGGGCAUACAGGCCCCCGACAUGUCAUGGACCUUUCCAGGGCAAACCAAACAAGUCGAAAACAAUCCUGCUAGAUUCUGCCACUGGCCGCGCCAAGCCGAG